AUGAAGGACGAAUUGCAACAGACACUAGCAUUGGCUACAAAGGAGAAACUUAAGCUAGAAGAAGAAUAUGGACGCAAAUUUAACCAAAUCCAGAAGAUGAUGAACUAUGUUAGGUCUCUUCAGCAACAGGUUCAAGAUACCCAGGAGCAGCAUGCCAAAAAUACACAGGCAGAAGAAUCUGAAAUAGAGGAAAAACUUAAAGAACUCCAAAAUGAGGUUGCUAGCAUUGAAUCAAUGCUUGCAAGGUUGAAGGAAGAAGAGAAUGCCUUAUCAGAAUGCGUGCAACAGACAAAUAGUGAAAUCAAAGAGAUAAAUGAAAUGAUUCAAAAUUAUGACAAGAAGCAUCGGGAGAUCUCAAAUACCAUCCGGGAGCUUCAGCGAAAUCAAACUAACAAGGUUACAGCUUUUGGUGGAGAUAGAGUGAUAAGCCUUCUACGCACAAUUGAGAGAUAUCAUCAGAGAUUCCAAAGCCCUCCAAUUGGUCCAAUUGGUGCUCAUUUGACUUUGAAUAAUGGCGAUGUCUGGGCUCUUGCUGUUGAACAUGCCAUUGGAAGGUUGCUCAAUGCUUUCAUUGUGACAAAUCAUAAAGACUCGCUUCUUCUAAGAACAUGUGCAAGGGAAGCAAACUACAGUGACCUUCAGAUUAUUAUAUAUGACUUUUCAUUACCAAGGUUAAAUAUACCGCCUCACAUGCUUCCACAGACAAGGCACCCAACUACUCUUUCUCUUCUUCAUUCUGAAAUUCAUACUGUUUUAAACGUGUUGGUAGAUAUGGGAAAUGUUGAAAGGCAAGUUCUCGUGAGAGAUUAUGAUGCGGGAAAAGCAAUUGUAUUUGACCAGAGGGUUUCAAAUUUGAAGGAGGUUUACACCUUAGAUGGCAGUAGGAUGUUUUCUCGUGGUUCUGUCCAGACAGUUCUUCCUCCCAAUAAGCGAGUUAGAACUGGUCGUCUCUGUAGUUCUUAUGAUGAUCAAAUUAAUGAGCUUAAAAGACAAGUAUUAAGUGUACAAGAAGAAGCUCAGCAGUGCAGAAGGAGGAAAAGGGAUGUAGAGGAAAAACUUCAGGAUCUUCAAGAGAAUCUCCGAAAUGUGAAGAGGAGAUGUGCAAAUGUGGACCGUGAUUUGACAUCUAAGAGACUAGCAAUUCAAGAUUUUGACAAUGCAUAUGCUGCUGAAGCUGGUACAUCACCUGCAUCAACUGUUGAUGAGCUGUAUCAAGAAAUUUCGAAAGUCCAAGUGGAGAUUCAAGAAAGGAAAAUGUCACUGGAAACAUUUCGAGUCAGAAUUGGUGAAGCUGAGGCAAAGACCAAUAAUCUUAAAGCAUCAUUUGAGAAUCUAUCUGAGUCAGCAAAAGGUGACAUUGAUGCCUUUGAGGAAGCAGAGAGAGAAAUGAUGGAGAUUGAACAAAAUCUAUGUUCUGCAGAAGAGGAGAAAGCUCAUUAUGAAGGUGUAAUGAAGAACAGGGUACUUAAGGAUAUCCAAGAUGCAGAAAAACACCAUCAGGAGCUUGAGAAUCUCCGCGAGGUAUCAUUUUUAGACUAUGGUUGCAUUCUGCAUUAA
Molecule: messenger RNA, 1557 nt
Organism: Prunus armeniaca (apricot)
Lineage: Eukaryota; Viridiplantae; Streptophyta; Magnoliopsida; Rosales; Rosaceae
Source: the annotation of a GenBank genome assembly